Messenger RNA from Tarenaya hassleriana, 782 nucleotides. Its product is annotated as transcription initiation factor IIA subunit 2. Bases 169 to 489 code for a protein of 106 amino acids. Gene Ontology annotation, cellular component: transcription factor TFIIA complex. Gene Ontology annotation, molecular function: RNA polymerase II general transcription initiation factor activity; TBP-class protein binding. Gene Ontology annotation, biological process: transcription initiation at RNA polymerase II promoter; RNA polymerase II preinitiation complex assembly. The record is from RefSeq and is a predicted model, not a curated record. NCBI's taxonomy places the organism in Eukaryota, Viridiplantae, Streptophyta, Magnoliopsida, Brassicales, Cleomaceae. The transcript has 4 exons.
AAUUUUCUCCGCCCAAAGGAACAAAUCCUUCGGGAUCCACCAGAGUUCCUAUCCACAGCUCCGGCGGUUGCUCAUCGGUCUCUUCUUCUACGUCGUCGACGAUCGUUUUGGAAUCGGCACUGGUUUUUUGGCGCGGAUUUGGAUACUUAGAUCGUUUGGGGAGUAGAAAUGGCGACGUUCGAGCUGUACAGGAGAUCGACGAUCGGGAUGUGCUUGACGGAGACCUUGGAUGAAAUGGUUCAGAGUGGCGUUCUGAGUCCAGAGCUUGCGAUUCAAGUUCUUGUCCAAUUCGACAAGUCCAUGACUGAAGCUCUGGAGAGCCAGGUGAAGACCAAGGUCUCAAUCAAGGGGCAUCUUCACACUUACAGAUUCUGCGACAACGUCUGGACCUUCAUCUUACAGGACGCGAUGUUCAAGAGCGAAGAUCGUCAGGAGAACGUUAGCCGGGUGAAAAUAGUUGCCUGCGACUCGAAGCUUCUGACUCAGUAAGAUGUUUUCCUGCCUGUCUUAUCUGUCGAAAAUAUUUGUUCUCGUUGAAGUAGAUUUAAAUCAAUUUCGCUAUGAAAUUGGUCUUAACGCUUUGCCAAUACGUCGUUGAGCUCCCUUUCUGGUGCACCCUGAUAAUGUUGUUUUCAGUAGCCAUCAGAUUCUAGCUUAAUCUGUAAAAGAAUGGUCUCGAAACCUUCUGUUUAUGUUAGAAGGUUAUGACUUUUGACUGUUUUCCAUUCUCAUGGGAGCCUGUAAGAUUACCUUGCAUUUGUGUGAAAUCAACAUUCUCUGAA